AUGGCGGCACCAAAGCUGGAAUCUUUCAGGCGGGGCAGCAUGUUUGACGUAUCUUUCAGGCGGAGUAGCAUGUUCGAUGGUUCGUUUAGACAAAGCUUAAGAGAUAGGCUUAUGCCACAACACACAAGAGACUAUUCCUAUAUCGCUGACAACAGAACUCCCGUCCGUUGCUGCUCCUACAGGUACUUCUCCGACAAGAUCACUGGGUUUGUGAAGAAAACACAGGAUGUUUUGGUUACAGCGUGGGAGAUGGGAACAUCGGACCCGAGGAAGAUAAUAUUCUCAGCGAAGAUGGGUUUGGCUCUGACACUCGUCUCCAUUCUCAUCUUCUUUAAGCUCCCAGGAUCAGAGCUCAGCAACCACUAUCUCUGGGCAAUUCUCACAAUAGUUGUUGUCUUCGAGUUCAGUAUAGGAGCCACCUUUAGCAAAGGGUUGAACCGGGGACUAGGAACGUUAUCUGCAGGAGGAUUGGCGCUUGGCAUGGCUAAAAUAUCCGAAAUGACUGGAAAUUGGGCAGAGCUUUUCAAUUCUGUUAGCAUCUUCGUAGUAGCCUUUUUGGGGACUUAUGCAAAGCUAUACCCAACGAUGAAGCCGUAUGAGUACGGAUUCAGGGUGUUCUUGCUGACCUAUUGCUACGUGAUAGUGUCCGGAUACAGAACAGGGGAAUUCAUGGAAACAGCUGUUUCAAGGUUCCUUAUGAUAGCACUUGGUGCCUGCGUUGGCCUCCUUGUGAACACUUGCAUUUAUCCCAUAUGGGCUGGUGAUGAUCUCCAUAACUUGGUCGCCAAGAACUUUGUGAAUGUUGCGACUUCUUUGGAAGGUUGCGUGAAAGGAUAUCUUGACUGCGUAGCAUAUGAUACGAUCCCAUCGAGGAUUCUGGUCUAUGAAGCUGUCACGGACGAUCCAGUGUACAGUGGUUACAGAUCAGCCGUUCAAUCUACAAGCCAAGAAGACACUCUGAUGGGGUUUGCGUCAUGGGAGCCACCACACGGUCCGUACAAAUCCUUUAGAUAUCCAUGGAGGAUGUAUGUGAAAGUAGGUGGUGCAUUGAGGCAUUGUGCUUUUAUGGUCAUGGCAUUACAUGGCUGCAUUCUCUCUGAGAUUCAGGCUGCAGAGGAUAAAAGACAAGUCUUUCGUAAUGAGCUUCAAAGGGUCGGAGUCGAAGGAGCAAAAGUUCUGAGAUUCAUUGGGGAAAAGCUGAAGAAGAUGGAGAGAAUAAACCCUCUAGAAGACAUUCUCCACGAGAUUCACCAAGCAGCCGAGGAACUUCAGAGCAAAAUCGACAAGAAAUCGUACCUUCUCGUGAACGCCGAGAACUGGGAAAUCGGGAAUCGGUCUACGGAUCUGACCGAUGAACUCAAAAUCUCGAAUCUCGACGAGGAUCUAAGUCGGAUCCUGGCUCAUAAAUCCCAGAGUGAAGCCACACUUCGUCCGCCCAAGAACUGGGAUGCUGUAACUACUGCUAAGAACCCGAACUCGGCGACAGCCCACAACCAACAAUCAAGGACGGUGAUACAGAAACAGCCUUCGUGGCCUAGCCGGGUCUCUCUGACGCCGGGAAGUAUGUUACAACCACGCGACGAUGAGGCGACGAGGAUGCUCGAGAGCGCGAGUGCUCUGUCUCUAGCUACGUUCGCCUCGCUACUGAUAGAAUUCGUCGCGAGGCUGGAUAAUCUCGUGAAUGCGUACGAUGACCUGUGCGAAAAAGCGAAUUUCAAAGAGGCUACUGCCUGA
Thlaspi arvense is the source of this 1734-nucleotide messenger RNA. The record is from the annotation of a GenBank genome assembly. NCBI's taxonomy places the organism in Eukaryota, Viridiplantae, Streptophyta, Magnoliopsida, Brassicales, Brassicaceae.